AUGCCAUCGCGCCGCGUCCCUUCCGUUUUGCGCCUUCUUGAGCGCAGCUUCAUGGCCUGGAAGGCCUUGACUCUGGCUACCAACUGCGCCUACCCAGCAAUGGUAGUCCUCUCAGAGUCGAUGGAGCCUGCCUUCUCCCGAGGAGACAUCAUCUUACUUGCCAACUGGCAAGAAGUCGAGGUCGGUGACAUCCCGGUGAUUUGGUUUCAGGGACAGCUCCUCCCUAUGGUGCAUCGAGCCGUUGAGAUCCUGUUUGAUGAUGGCCAGGAGCGUUUGAUCUUGACAAAGGGCGACAACAACGAAAUCAAUGAUGUGGUACUAUAUCCCUUUGGGGCUAUUAUCACGCCUAAAGUCCCCUCUAAGUCUGUUUUCGAAGAUGGCUCGUUUGUCUCGAUGCGUUCAGCAGAGCAGGUCUUGGUGCUACGCUUCUGA
This is a messenger RNA of Colletotrichum siamense, 432 nucleotides long. RefSeq names its product Signal peptidase complex catalytic subunit SEC11. Gene Ontology annotation, molecular function: serine-type endopeptidase activity. The record is from RefSeq and is a predicted model, not a curated record. Lineage: Eukaryota; Fungi; Ascomycota; Sordariomycetes; Glomerellales; Glomerellaceae. The coding region runs from base 1 to 432 and encodes 143 amino acids. Gene Ontology annotation, cellular component: membrane; signal peptidase complex. The transcript is spliced from 3 exons.